UCAGGAGUAUCAUAAAUAAAAAUUUUAAAAAUGGCCGCGAACCGUUCCCCAGCUCCAUUGGUUCCAGCCAACAGCACUCGUCCUAGAAGCAACAUUGAGGAGGCAGCAGUGGAAGACUACUCAGGAGAGCUCCGUCGCAAGAAGCGCAUCAAGUUUCGCAUGGUCUCCGCCACAUUCGACAACUUCACUGUCGGGACCCCAUCCAGCCCUUCCUUUGAUCUCAACAUGAAUGCUCAACUUGGUGUCAAGAACACAAAUUUUGGUAAUUUCAGGUACCCAAGCACCACCAUGUACUUGUACUACCGAGGUACUCAAGUUGGGGAGGCCCUCGUUCCCAAGGCAAACGUGGGAUGGAGAACCACCAGGAAGUUUGACGUUGUCGUCAAGCUUAGCUCAGCUAAUUUGACAUCAAAUUCCCAAGUACUGGCAGAUGAUAUAAACGCUGGUGUUUUGCCAAUUACCAGCCAGUCUGAUUUGAGGGGCAAAGUACGGUUAACCUUCAUAUUCAAAAAGAAGAAAUCCAGCAAAAUGAACUGCACCAUGGAUGUUUUUACUGCAACUCAACAGCUUUCCAACAUCUCAUGCAAAUAAUAAAUGAAUGUUAUCUUUUGCUUUGGUGUUGGAGCGAGGUUGGCCCUGAAUGAUGAUCAAAUUUGCAUACUCGACCUAUAGUAGGGAACACUGAUAUCUUAUAUGGUCCUAUGUAUGUAUCUAACGUCUCAUCAGGUCAUGUUAGUAUAAUCCGUUCGCUUGCUUGUUAUCUAUUGUGUUUUCUAAAGCUUUUAUCUUGUGGGCUUUGUUUUGUUAAUGAAUGC
Messenger RNA from Coffea arabica (coffee), 815 nucleotides. NCBI's taxonomy places the organism in Eukaryota, Viridiplantae, Streptophyta, Magnoliopsida, Gentianales, Rubiaceae. The record is from RefSeq and is a predicted model, not a curated record.